ACAAUAUGAUUCUUUGGCAUGAUUAGCAACUAGACCAACAUUGCGGAACAGCAUUGUCAACACCAUGACAAAUUCCAAAUCGAGCUUCUUUAGCCCUACGAGAUGGAUGAACCUACCGCAUCCACCUAGGGGGAAGCUCGUCGUUGUGCUUGGAGCGAUCGUAUUCUUCGUCUUGGCGGUUGUAGUUCCAAUAUCCCUUAAGAUCCGACCUUCCCACCCCCACUCGAAUGAAUCCUUGGGGCUUCUUGAGGAUGCAAGUCCAGUUGAAGUUGCAUUAUCUGAUGGCGAGGACACAGAUGCAAACUUCACCCUUCGCCCAAGUCCGGGUCCACCCGGUACCAUCUCACCAAGUACGUAUACUCACUCGAUCCUCCCUCUUCUUGACGACGAUGACGACGAUGACGACUCCAUUUCCGACUACCAAGACGAUGCGUUCGAAUUCCUUCGACCGCUCCAAGUGGAUACUUCUUCUCCCCAGCGCUCUGGAUCUCCUUCGCCAGCACCACCGAACGCCUCCUCCUUUGAGCCAUCUGCAGUAAACACUAGCACUCCAUCAAGCAUUCCACUGAUUUUCACUUCCUCACCUUCUACUUCCACAUCUUCAGCAGGUUCACUGGACAUGCUACCCUCGCAACUACCUUCGUCGUCCUCCCAGCAACCUUCUUUGUCGCCCUCUGACGCGGUCACGUUUGUACCCGGUCUUUUGACCCACUUGGAACACGGUUUGUUGCUUUCAGAAGGUCUCACAGCUCAAAUUAUAGCAGAAAGUGGCCAACCAGUCAAGUAUUGGAAUGGGACGACCUCGAAGCUCCAAUUUCAUGGAAUGCCAGACUUUGGGGCGACGUUUGAGGACUUGCGCGACGACAAUCCAAAUGGAUGGGUUUACUUGAGCAACAGCGAAAUGGAAGAAGUUGGUUCCGGGAGCGUAGGAAGCAUUAUCUUUGAUAGUGAAGGUCACGUCAUUCGAUAUGAGCGAUUGCUCUCAAAUACUACGAUGAACUGCGGCGGCGGCAUAACACCUUUCAAUACUUGGAUUAGUUGUGAAGAGACCAAAGGAGGGCGAAAUUAUCAAGUGGAUCCAAUGAAUCAGUUGGUUGCCGCUCCAAUCACGCUAGGGAAGGAAGGAGGUCACUGGGAAUCCUUUGCUUUUGAUGUGAGGAAUAAAAGCAGUCCAAGAUUCUUUGUGACUGAAGAUGCCGAAAAGGGUGCACUCCAACGAUUCACACCACACAAUGCAACUUGGGAUCCCCCCGAACAGGCCUGGAAGAUGCUCCACGGCGAUGGACUGGUUGAGUAUCUUUUGCUAGAACCGAAUUCAGGCCAAACAUCAGGGACCUUUUCAUGGGGAUCAAACCGUGCGGCUGCCAGGAACAACGCGUUCAAUUAUUACCCACAAUCCGAAGGAAUCGAUGUACACGAGGGACGGCUCUUCUUUGUCUGCAAAAAGGUAAAGCAUUUGUUUGAGUUGGAUUUGGAUGCUGGAACCUACACAAGGCAGUCGACCACGACGGGUCUUUUCGACGGUGGUCCUGAUCAGCUACAUAGGAUUCUUGAAGAUGGCUUUGAUGACUUCCUCUUUUUCACGGAGGAGGGUGGCAAGGACGCAGGCAUUCAUGGUAGGGAUGCUACAGGGUUGUUCUUCACAGUGCUGGAGAGUCCCAUCUACAAUGACGAGACCACAGGGCUGGCCUUCUCGCCAUGUUUCAAGCACAUGUACGUAGCGUAUCAACAGAAUGGCUUGCUCUUUGAUGUGACGAGACAGGAUGGUCUACCCUUCUACGCAAGAUCUCUGAAUGUCAAGUAUCAUGCCAUGGAUAGGUGAUGAUUACCCGCGAACACGACUUUCAUAAUGGUUUCCUUAUCUCGGCUGUGAUAUCGUGGCUAAUUGAUACCAGUAAACACCUAUCGUUCAGCUUAUGGGCAGGUCCUACUGUCUUGCUUGCACCUUUUCUCGUCCUCCUUCGGGUUACAGUACUAGUAGCACUAGCGGAUUGACCAGGCAGUCAGGUUUCAGCAGGGCCUUCGGCUGAAGCUCUAAAGCCCAAAAAAUCUCGUGAAGAGACGAAUUGUGACAAGUCCACCAAUGGCGUUUUGUUUCCA
Molecule: messenger RNA, 2100 nt
Organism: Seminavis robusta
Lineage: Eukaryota; Bacillariophyta; Bacillariophyceae; Naviculales; Naviculaceae
Source: the annotation of a GenBank genome assembly